UUGGAGAUCAAGUACUCUCUCAUACGGGCCUCCCCACCUCUGUACUUGUCAGGGAUGUGGACAGGUGUUCUCAGGCUGGAGUUUUUCUGCCGGAAAAAAAACGGAACCAGCGGGGAAGGCGGGGUCAGAGAGAAGAAAAAACAAGGAAUUUCCUGUUUAGCUACGACAACACAGGAAGAUGAAUGUGGGCGUAGCUCACAGCGAGGUGAACCCCAACACGAGGGUGAUGAACAGCAGAGGAAUUUGGCUCACCUACCUGCUGUUGACCGUCGUGCUGCACAUCGUCCUGCUCAGCAUUCCUUUCUUCACCGUCCCGCUCGUCUGGACUCUUACCAACGUCAUCCACAACCUGGUGAUGUACCUGUUCCUUCACACAGUGAAGGGCACUCCCUUUGAGACACCCGACCAAGGCAAAGCCCGUCUGCUCACACACUGGGAACAGAUGGAUUACGGUGUCCAGUUCACAUCUUCGCGCAAAUUCCUGACUAUCUCCCCAAUUGUUCUGUAUAUUCUCGCCAGUUUCUACACAAAAUAUGAUGCCACGCAUUUCCUUAUCAACACAAGCUCCCUUCUUAGUGUUCUCCUCCCAAAGUUGCCUCAGUUUCAUGGAGUACGGAUAUUUGGGAUCAACAAAUACUGACUGAACACUGAAUUUUAACCACCAACGAUGGACUCCUAGUUUUGUCUUCCUGCUGAACUACUAAAUGUUUGGAGAUUGAGGAGAAGAGAACCAGUUGGAUUUGUCUUAACUGUACGGACUGUGUGGAGUAUUAUAUGAAAGUAGCUGUUUCUGCUGCCUCUUGCAGCCUGAAAGAAAGUAAACGCACUGCCGCUUCCUUAGGAAAGUCAUUAUUUUCUUUGCUGACAUUCCCGAUGUAUGUUUGUCAAAAAGCCAGACACUAUGGCUUCUUGAAGGAGCACAUUUAAAGUGUGUAGCUUUUGAAUAUGAUGCUUAUUACAUUCUUGUCUGUCUCUGAUUUCUGUUACAAGCUGCACUGGCUGCACGUCUGUAAACUGUGUCUGGUUGUUUCCGUGGGUGCAGUGUGAUUCAUGUGCUGAAUGACACGUGCAAGUUUACGUUCAUGCUUUUUCCUGAUUUACUGUGAAGGAUUUAUUUUCAGUAUGCAUUCUACAUGCCUACAAUAAACACUGCAGUCUUGCUACCACACACAUAA
Gasterosteus aculeatus aculeatus (three-spined stickleback) is the source of this 1175-nucleotide messenger RNA. It is a transcript of the gene ormdl2, whose product is annotated as ORMDL sphingolipid biosynthesis regulator 2. The record is from RefSeq and is a predicted model, not a curated record. NCBI's taxonomy places the organism in Eukaryota, Metazoa, Chordata, Actinopteri, Perciformes, Gasterosteidae. Gene Ontology annotation, cellular component: endoplasmic reticulum membrane.